AUGGCCGACGGCGCCGCCUCCCUCCUCUCCGCCGCCGUCCACGGCGGCAAGGGCCGAAUCAACGGACUCCACGACGACCUCCUCCACCAAAUCAUCGGCCAUCUCCCCUUCACGGACGCCGCCCGCACCUCCGUCCUCGCCUCCCGCUGGCGCCACCUGUGGCGCUCCACCCCGCUCGCCAUCGACGAUGCCCACCUCCCCGUGCCCGCGCGCGCCACUUCCGCCGUCGCCGGAUUCCUCGCCGACCACCCGGGCCCCUUGGUCACGGUGCGCCUCCGUCACUGCAGGUUCGCCUCCCUGGACCCUACGUGGCCGCGCCUCCUCGCCGGCAAGGGCACCCUGCAGGAACUCGCCCUCUUCAACAAGGACGGCAAGGUCCAGCCGUACUCUGCGCGCCUUCCGGCCGAGAUCCUCCGCUGCGCGUCGCUCCGAUGCCUCUCCCUGGCCUUCUGGAUGUUCCCCGGCGGCCUCUCCGGCGGCGCGGACAUCAUUCUUCCUCAGCUCCGGGUGCUCGAAUUGAUAAAUAUUUACAUUAGCAAAGAGGACCUGGACACAUUGCUCGCUUCCAGCCCCGUUCUGGAGACCCUUACGGUGCGUGGUCCUUGGGCUUUCCGGAGUGGAGCAUUUUGGAACUACCACAAGCGCAAGCGCUUCCAUCUCCGCAGCCAAAGCCUCCGGUCCGUGGUCCUUGGGCUUUCCGGGGUGGAGCACUUUGAAGUGACGGACGCUCCGGUCUUGGAAAGCCUCAUCUUGAAGGAGCAGUCUGCUGCUGGAUGUGAUGAUGGUGGGAGGAUCAACAUAGCUUGCACACCAAAGCUACGGAUUCUCGGCUACCUGGAGCCAAGAGUUCACACGCUGCAGAUCGCUGGUAAUGUGAUCAGGUCUGACACUGUAGCGAGCCCAAGCGUUGUGGUUCCAGGUCUCAAGAUAUUGGCCUUGAGAGUGAAUUUCCGUGUCUUACGAGAGGUCAAGAUGCUGGCCAGCUUCCUCAGAUGCUUUCCCAACAUCGACACUCUGCAUAUCGAGUCUGCGCUGCAUGAUCCAUCUGCGAUUCACUAUGGUGUCACUAGGGAGCAGCAUGCUGAGUUAUGGCAGGAGGCCAGUGCACUUAAGUGCUCGAUAUCGCACCUCAAGAGGAUGGUUUUCCACAAAUUCAGAGGGCAUCCAAAUGAAAUCGAAUUCCUCAAGUUCAUCGCGACGGAUGCACAUGAGCUGGAGUCUUUGCUGCUUGUGCCGCUCAAAGGAAGUUUUACUUCAGCAGCCCAGGUGAAUGAGAUGAUAGACAAGUUGGACUGCCCACAGUUUCUAGCGUGGGCCUCUAAAGUGCUGAUAGUGUCACCUAAAAUGGACAUUGCUCGGAACUUGCAUAAAGCAUCCGACCUUUCCAUCAACGACCCUUUUUGUUACUGA
This is a messenger RNA of Lolium rigidum, 1410 nucleotides long. RefSeq names its product FBD-associated F-box protein At5g60610-like. Gene Ontology annotation, molecular function: protein binding. The record is from RefSeq and is a predicted model, not a curated record. Lineage: Eukaryota; Viridiplantae; Streptophyta; Magnoliopsida; Poales; Poaceae. Bases 1 to 1410 code for a protein of 469 amino acids. The transcript has 3 exons.